This is a messenger RNA of Hyaloscypha bicolor E, 756 nucleotides long. RefSeq lists its product as uncharacterized. NCBI's taxonomy places the organism in Eukaryota, Fungi, Ascomycota, Leotiomycetes, Helotiales, Hyaloscyphaceae. The record is from RefSeq and is a predicted model, not a curated record. The coding region runs from base 1 to 756 and encodes 251 amino acids. Gene Ontology annotation, cellular component: endoplasmic reticulum. Gene Ontology annotation, biological process: peptidyl-proline hydroxylation to 4-hydroxy-L-proline. Gene Ontology annotation, molecular function: iron ion binding; L-ascorbic acid binding; procollagen-proline 4-dioxygenase activity. The transcript has 2 exons.
AUGGUUUUUAGCUGGUCGUUCACAUCAGACGAGACUUCACAUCCUGCUUCCGGAGAUGCCACAGUUUCAUCUAUCACGGAUGCUUGUAGAACGGACUCUUAUAGAACAUAUUUGAUUUCCGAAGACCCUCUUGUCAUUUACAUAGAGUCAUUCGUUACUCCAGAAGAAGCCUCACAGCUCACUGACCUGAGUGAAAGCAAAUUCAAACCUUCACCCCUCUGGUCAGACGAUGGCAAAGUCUCGUUCAACACCAACUACCGCUCCUCCCUCACUGCAUCACUCGAACGCCAAUAUCUCAUCAAAUGCAUUGAGUCCCGAGCCCGCUCUUUCCCCUUCUACCUCUCCCCCAGCGACAGCCUCAUCAAACCCCUCGUCGUCCAACGCUACGGUCCCACAAACCAAUACCGCGACCACUAUGACUGGUUCACCGACUCGCCCACCCUGGACGGUAACAUCGACAGCACCUUUUUCGUCUACAUCCAAGCCAACUGCACUGGGGGCGGCACCAACUUCCCUCGUUUGAAAGCACUAGAAGACGAGAAAUGGUGCAAGUGGGUGGAUUGUGAUCAGGAAUUGGGCGCGGGAGUCACGUUUAGACCGAUUACGGGGAAUGCGAUUUUUUGGAGGAACUUGGACGCGCAGGGGAAGGGCCUGAAGAGUACGUUGCAUGCAGGGCUGCCGGUGACGGAGGGCAUGAAGACGGGGUUGAAUAUUUGGACUUGGGUUAGGUAUGACAGGGCGAUAUCUGAGCUUUGA